AUGGAGGGACGGCUCUCCCGCAUCCCUGUGCACGGCCGGUUCCACCGCCCCGAGCCGUCCGCAGAAUUGCCAACUGCCUUUCCUUCAAAGAGAAAAUGUGUCAGCAAAACAUCAGGCCCAGAGUUCAGUGGAGUUCCCAAUCUUAACUUUGCCUCAAAUGUUCCAGCAGACAGUGUCUUCAAGGCUGCAAACCAAGGGUUGUCUAAGUCUGUCAAGAAAGUGGAGCCAGUUUCAAAGAAGACAGUGGCAAGACGCCCUGUCAGCAGAUUCCAACUAGAAGCAGAGCUGAAAAACAAGAAUCAGUUGGUGGAAACACUCAAACAACAAUUAGCAAGAGGAGAGGGCACUAUUAAGUUAAGGGAGUUAAAGAAGGAGAACGAGAGGCUUGUCCAUGAAGUUGAGAAGCUCAAGAAAAUUCAGGAGACUUGCAUGACUAUUUUGGAAAGCAGAAACAUCAGUCCUGAUAGCAACAUAGAGGAGGAAAAAGAGACUCGCGCUUGCCGGGAGAAAACAACAAUGCUGACUAAGAAGGUUACAGAAGAGUUGAUGGUAUUUUGUCACACAGUUGAAAAAGAGAAGGAGAUGCUUGAGACAGCGAUGGCCAAGUGGAAAUCAGCACAAGAGGAGAACCAGCGUGCCCUGGAGAAGCACUCCUACUUCCAAGCUCAAAUUAAGGAAUGGACAGCCAUGCUGGAAGGGCUGGAGAAGCUCCUGGCAAUGUGAAGCACGAGGAUGGACUGGGAUUUUUGCCGUUUCACCCCUAGUUCAGCGGUCCCUAUCUGCCAAGCCUAGUUCCUGCGUUUGGCGAUCCAAACUCCCCGGCGGGGCAGCGACGGAGGGUGGGCUGAGGCAGCAGCGAUGGCCGCUGAUUGUGUCGGGCGCUCGCCGCUCUGUUCCGGUUUCUGCCGUUCAGUUUAUUAA
Messenger RNA from Cinclus cinclus, 921 nucleotides. RefSeq lists its product as uncharacterized. The transcript is spliced from 8 exons. NCBI's taxonomy places the organism in Eukaryota, Metazoa, Chordata, Aves, Passeriformes, Cinclidae. Gene Ontology annotation, biological process: spindle organization; regulation of attachment of spindle microtubules to kinetochore; mitotic sister chromatid segregation. Gene Ontology annotation, cellular component: mitotic spindle; centriolar satellite; microtubule plus-end. The coding region runs from base 1 to 723 and encodes 240 amino acids. The record is from RefSeq and is a predicted model, not a curated record.